AUGCCAGUUUCCUGUGGAAGUUGUGACCUCUGCACCAAUUGCGAGAAAUCCUGGUGUGGGAGAUUGCAACACAAACCCAAUCUGGUCGUGGCACAUAAAACCUGCCCGGACUGCAUCAACGAUGUCGACAUUAGUAUGCAUCCCAAAUGCGAGACAUGUGGUAUGCGUUGUAAGAUUUGCGGGGCGAGAGACAAGAAAGAAAAGUGCUACCUUCGUCCCCCUUGUGUCGAUACGUGUGGAUUUCGAGAGACCGUGUUUCGUGGAGAUGACACCGCCCGAAUGUUUUGCGACUGGCUCUUUCGAGAGCACCACAAAGGCUAUACUGUUCUAGCACACAACAUGAAAGGUUACGAUGGUUACUUUGUCUUAGAAUAUUUGAUCGAGAAUUCUGUGAUACCCAAGGUCAUAUAUGCAGGCUCCAAGAUCAUGUACAUGCACGUAGAGAGAGGAUUAAACAUUCGAAUGUUGGAUUCGCUCAAUUUUCUACCCAUGAGAUUAGCCAAUCUUCCAAGUGCCUUUGGCUUGACAGAAGUGAAGAAGGGUUUCUUUCCUCAUUACUUUAACACGAGAGCUAAUCAACGCUAUGUUGGGCCCUAUCCAGCUGCUCAGUUUUACGGAUGCGACACCAUGAAUGCGAGCGAUCGAGACUCCUUUAUGGAUUGGUAUCGAGAAAAAGUCGAAACUCGAGAAAUUUUCGAUUUCUCUAAAGAAUUACUCGAAUACUGCAAGAGCGAUGUUGAUAUAUUGAGAAAAGCAUGUCUGAAGUUCAGAGAAAUCCUCAUGACUAUCACGGGAAAAGAAGAAGUCGUCUUAGGUGAGGAAGGCCUGGAAAGAGUAGUUCGGGGAGGGGUCGACCCUUUUAAUCACAUCACCAUAGCUAGCGUUUGUAUGCAAGUCUUUCGAAGUAAGUUUCUCAAGGAAAGCUGGAAGGUGAAAUUGAGGUCUAAUGGUAAUUUGACGGAAUGGUUACCGGCCUUGCGGAUGGACGGAGAAUUUUCCAUCAGUUUGGAUGGACGGUGGAUCUCGGCCAGAGACAUGCAGGACCACACCAUCGAGUCAACUGAAUUCGUCAGUUCGCCCAUUGCGCAAGUCCCUUCUCAGGGAUACGGUCCCUAUGUAGGUCAGUACAGCAUGGUGUCCAUCAGAUGGCUUUUAUGGGUGCAAGAAGAGCACUUCCGACUUACGGGGAAACAGAUGUACAUCAGACAUGCCUUAAACGAGGGAGAAUUCAACUUGGCUGGAACGAAAUACCUACUGGACGGCUAUUGCGCCGAAACAAACACGGCCUAUGAAUUUCACGGUUGUUUCUGGCACGGAUGCCCCCUUUGUUACCCCCAACAGAGACGAAAAAACAAACACGUCAGAACCGACCAAUCCAUGGAUGAACUUUUGGCCUUGACAUUUAAAAAGAAAAAAUACAUAGAAUCACUGGGCAUGAAUUAUGUAGAAAUUUGGGAACACGAUUUUUAUAAGCUACUGGCUAGAAAUGAUUCCACACGUCGCUUCAUCGAAUCUCUAGAUAUACAAGAACGUCUAAAUCCUAGAGAAUCCUUUUUCGGUGGCAGAACAAACGCCGUCAAACUGCACUACAAAGCGAAAGAUGGAGAGAAAAUACAUUACCUGGAUUUCUGUUCUCUGUACCCUUCUGUCAAUAAAUAUGCCAGGUACCCUAUCAAGGAACCAACCAUCAUCACCAACAAUUUCAAGGACAUUCGUUCUUAUUUCGGCAUGGUCAAAGUGAAAGUGUUACCCCCCAGGAAACUUUACCAUCCCGUUUUGCCUCAGAAGAUUAAUGGAAAGCUUACCUUUGCCCUGUGCCGAACUUGUGCUGAAGUUCAAAGGCAGACCACUUGUGCAUGCAGAGAUGAAGACAGGUCCUUUGUAGGAGUAUUUUGUACGCCGGAGAUUGAGAAAGCAUUAGAAUGCGGUUAUCUCGUGCAAAAGAUCUAUGAGGUCUACCAUUGGGAAGAGUCUACACAGUUUGACUUAUCGACGGGAGAAGGGGGAAUUUUUGGAGAAUAUAUCAACCUUUUUCUAAAGAUCAAGCAGGAAGCUAGCGGAUGGCCUUCUUGGGUUAAGGACGAGGAAGAUGCCAUGCACUAUCUCGGGCAGUAUCUAGAGAGAGAGGGCAUAAAACUCGACAGACAGAACAUUACAAAAAAUCCGGCACUACGUGCCAUUGCCAAACUACUCUUGAACUCUUUUUGGGGUAAAUUCGGACAACGUCUUAACAUGCCUCAGAGCACGUUUUUUCACGAAAACGAGGCUGACAAAUUCUUCCAGAUCGUGUCCGACCCGGGUAAGGAACUCAGAGAUUUUCACAUCGUGUCCAAAAACGUGUUACAGUUGUCUUGGGAACACAAAGACGUGAACACGAGAGAGGACUAUCAGACCAACAUCUUUGUGGCCAGUUUCACCACCUGUUGGGCUCGCCUGAAAUUGUACGAAGUCCUGCAAACGCUGGACCAACGUGUCCUGUAUUUUGAUACGGAUUCCGUCAUAUUUGUCAGUAGACCCGGGGAUGCCGAACCCCAAGUCGGGUCUUUUCUGGGUCAAUUGACGAGCGAGCUGAAACCGGGAGAGUAUAUCAACGAAUUCGUCUCUGGAGGUCCCAAGAAUUAUGCGUAUAGAACGUCCAGUGGAACAGAAGUGUGUAAAAUCCGAGGCUUCUCGCUCAACCACGCCAAUGCACGUGUACUGAACUUCAGAUCGAUGAUAGAGAUGGUUGUGCGACCUAGAGACAUGUCGAAUGACACCCUUAGUGUCAUGAAUCGGAACAAAAUUAACAGAUUAAAACGAAAGAGGAUCAUUUAUAGUAGACCAGAACGCAAGGACUAUAAAAUCGUGUACAGUAAACGAGUGAUUCAGGGGGACACUCUCGACACUCUACCGUACGGAUAUUGA
Saccostrea cuccullata (small rock oyster) is the source of this 2904-nucleotide messenger RNA. RefSeq lists its product as uncharacterized. Gene Ontology annotation, biological process: DNA replication. The transcript has a single exon. Gene Ontology annotation, molecular function: nucleotide binding; DNA binding; DNA-directed DNA polymerase activity. Bases 1 to 2904 code for a protein of 967 amino acids. NCBI's taxonomy places the organism in Eukaryota, Metazoa, Mollusca, Bivalvia, Ostreida, Ostreidae. The record is from RefSeq and is a predicted model, not a curated record.